AUGGGCGAUCGAAAGCGCAGCACCACAUCAUGUCUCAUUGUCGGCGGCGGCAUAAGUGUUCCAUCCUCACUUUAUAGCUACAGUUUUGCCCAAAGUCCAGAAUGGUCAGAGACUUUCGCUCCUCAAGAUGAGAUCCUGAACUACUUGAUCAAAGUUUCAGAAGAUCAUGACCUCUACAAAUAUGUCCGGUUCAACACGGCCCUGGAGGGAGCUGAAUGGGAUUCCAUUGAGAAGAAGUGGGUGUGUAAGCUCAAUGUCUUGGGAGGGAAAGAAAUCGAAAUGUACCAGGAGUACACUGUCAAGGCAGAUUUCCUCGUCACUGCUGUCGGCCAGCUGAAUGUCCCCAAGUGGCCCACCGCGCCUGGACUGAAGGACUUCAAGGGCAAACUCAUGCAUUCCGCUCGAUGGGACUGGAACUACGAUAUCCGAGGAAGCACGGCUGUUCAGAUUGCCCCAGAGGUCGCAAAGGUUGCGUCGAGCUUCGUCAUUUACCAGCGCAGUCCGCACUGGCUCCUUCCCCGAGACAAUUCUUCCAUCUCUGAAGGGCGGAAGCAGAUGUACAGACGAUUCCCAGCACUACUGCAUUAUGACCGCGCUAGUACCAUGAGGUAUCGUGAGAGUCUUCAUGGUGCUGUGACGGAUGUACAUUCGAAAGAGGCCGUAGAGUUGGAAGCUCUUGCCAAGGAGUUCAUCAUGUCACAAUUACCAAACAGACCCGACUUAUGGGCCAAGUUAACCCCUGACUACCCUGUUGGGUGCAAACGGGUUGUGAAAAGCGACGACUAUCUAGCUAUCUUUCGACAAAAGCAUGUACAUCUCGAAACAAGCCGAAUCACGAGGAUCAAAAGCACAGGCAUUGAAUGUGACGAAGGCGAAACGGAAUUCGACUUGAUCAUCUGUGCUACUGGUUUCGAGACUACCUCCUUCUUCACCGACUCUUUGAAUAUUGUCGGACCCGACAAAGACCUUCAACAGAUCUGGAAGGGAGGGCCUCGUGCUCUGUACGGCAUGCUGGCCGAGUCUCUACCCAACUUUGCCAUGUUGUAUGGUCCGAAUACAAAUCUAGGUCAUAACUCAAUCAUCCUUAUGAUUGAGGCCCAGUCGCGGUAUAUCUCCGAGCUUGUGAAAGAGGUAGUGGACGCCAGACGCAAAGGAGACUCUCUUAUGAUCGCUCCAAAACGAAGCGCUCUGGAGAGGUUCAACAAGGACUUGCAGAGCGAGCUUAAUCAGAGCUCUUUUGCGAAUCCAGGCUGCAACAGCUGGUACAAAAACGCAGACGGUUUGAUAACGACAAAUUGGUCCCGGAAUGUUGUCGACUAUCAAAGACUCCUUGAGAGGGUGGACUGGGAUGACUUCGAACUUGGAAGAAAGGCUGAUGGACUAUACAUGGUUGGCGGCUGUGUCUGGUAG
This is a messenger RNA of Thyridium curvatum, 1410 nucleotides long. RefSeq lists its product as uncharacterized. Gene Ontology annotation, molecular function: flavin adenine dinucleotide binding; N,N-dimethylaniline monooxygenase activity; NADP binding. The transcript has 9 exons. The record is from RefSeq and is a predicted model, not a curated record. The coding region runs from base 1 to 1410 and encodes 469 amino acids. Lineage: Eukaryota; Fungi; Ascomycota; Sordariomycetes; Thyridiales; Thyridiaceae.